Copidosoma floridanum is the source of this 636-nucleotide messenger RNA. RefSeq lists its product as uncharacterized. The record is from RefSeq and is a predicted model, not a curated record. NCBI's taxonomy places the organism in Eukaryota, Metazoa, Arthropoda, Insecta, Hymenoptera, Encyrtidae.
AUGUCGAACACUACUUACCCUCUAAGAUCAGAGGGUGGUCAUCCACUCUCUAAGAACUUGAAAAACAUCUGGCAGAGACGUGUGUGGAAGAAGGCUAUGAUGAUCUGUCUCCAAAAACCCGUCAGCAACCCCUCGAGCCACAGACUCAUUAAUUUAUGCUUUUUGCCCAGUAAAAUCACGGAAAGCAUCUUCUUCACCCACCUAAACAAGCAGGAAAAUUUUUUAGAUCCUGACAUUCUGCUGCUAGCUUUCCUAGAUGCACAGCAGGCCUUUAAUAGAGUUAAGCACGAGGACCUCCUUUACAAGCUUAUUAAACUAGGUUUUCUGCAUUACCUCAGCGGUAAGGUCAAGUCUUAUCUCUCAGACAGAUUCAUCUGCGUAAAAUCCGGCAACUCCCUCCAAGACCCCAAGCCAAUAACUCCCGAAGUCCCCAAAGGAUCCAAACUCACACCCACCUUCUUCAACAUAUUUUUCCAUGGCAUGCCCCAGUGUGAAGACAUCAACACACCUAAGAACGCAGUGGACAAAGAUAAUUUCUGCAUAACAAACGUAGAACAAAUAGUUACAGCCCAUAUAAAGCCACCUAAUGGAGUGCACCACUUGGCUACCGACGUUGGAAGUAUCAUCACCGUUUAG